This is a messenger RNA of Peniophora sp. CBMAI 1063, 363 nucleotides long. The record is from the annotation of a GenBank genome assembly. NCBI's taxonomy places the organism in Eukaryota, Fungi, Basidiomycota, Agaricomycetes, Russulales, Peniophoraceae.
AUGACCGCGUGCGACGGGCACCGAGCGUGGCGCGAACCGGAAAAAAUAGCUCAAGCUCUCUGUGGCCGGUGCGCGUUGUCCGAGUACAAGUUUCCUUGGCAGAUUUCAAGCAUACCAAUUGUAUACGCAGACAAGCAUUCACACAAGAAGUGCAUACAGACGCCUCUGUCGGGAUCACGCCACGCUAAAGGAAGGCCGGCCGUCAGUUCUGUCGGGCAUUGGCAACGGCGUAGCCCGGCCUGCACCCGUUCUACGAAUGGCGAGGGCAGUCAAGCUCUCGGACACGCAAGUGCUGCACUCCGACAUGGUCCACCUCGUACUCCGUAUCAACCAACCCGAUACACCUCGGAGUCCAACGACUAG